Messenger RNA from Dendronephthya gigantea, 3207 nucleotides. Its product is annotated as thyroglobulin-like. Lineage: Eukaryota; Metazoa; Cnidaria; Anthozoa; Malacalcyonacea; Nephtheidae. The record is from RefSeq and is a predicted model, not a curated record. The transcript has 15 exons. Bases 125 to 2914 code for a protein of 929 amino acids.
AUGAUUUACGACAAACUACAGUCGGAAAAUCUUGAGCUUGUCACUUUCCUUGAUGACACCGUGCUUGCUGCUUCGUGGUCGUGCUCACUGAUCUUUGAUAAAAAGUACCUGUAAAUUGGGAAAGAUGAACCUUGGUUUGAUUCUACGCAUGUUGCCUGUUCUCUUCCUGGGAAACUUUGCGUCAUGCAGAAGAGUUCAAGAAGACAACAGCAGCCAGUAUCCAACGAUGUCCACUGAAAUUGGCAAUCAAAUAUCAAAUACUGAAAUCCCAGUUACGGACAAACCAUGUCUGAGAAAUCAAAAGCGUAUAAGAUCCUUCAUAUUUCCUCCCAAAUUUCGUCCUUUUGUCCCAAUAUGCGACUCGGAUGGAUUUUACAUUCCACUGCAAUGCCACCAGGGCAGCCGUUACUGCUGGUGCGUGGACAAGCAUGGUAAUAUGAAACCUGGUACUAGAACCAGGGGAAGGAUUGAUUGUGGAAUGAAAGAAUUAAAUAAGCCCUGCGAAGCACAUCGCUUACGGGCUCUUAAACACCAAGCAAACGGUCAUCCCUUUGUGUUUAUGCCAAAAUGUGGUGCAGAUGGUCAUUACGCGCCAAUGCAGUGUACUGCAAAGAACAGAUAUUGCUGGUGUGUUCAUAAAGAUGGAAAUAAGAAAAAGGGAACCCGUACGAAGGGUCUUACGGACUGUUCAAGAAAGAAAGAACAAGACGAAUCAACGGAGUUUAAUAGUAAAGACGCAUUUUCAGCCAAUGGUGCGGCAAAUGGUCCUUGCGCUCGGCAAAAGCAGCGAAGAAGGAGUUUAAUUAAAUUUGCAAAAGGAAAAAUUUUUGAUCCAAAUUGUGCUGAUGAUGGAUAUUAUUCAAAAAAGCAAUGCCACUCUGGUUAUUGUUGGUGUUCUGAUCGUAACGGAAAUCGUAUUGCUGGAUCAAAAAAGAAAGGAGACGCAGAUUGUGAAUCCCAUUCGUCUUCUGGUCCAACAAGACCUCCAAGUAAUCGCUGUCACAUCGCACGUCGUAAAGCAUUAACUUUACCUCUGAACACGAAACAGUUCGUACCGUUGUGCUCAUCCGAUGGUUCGUACGCCCCAUUACAAUGCGACACCUAUCAGGGAUACUGUUGGUGUUCAGAUAAGUGGGGAAAGGAAGUAGAUAAUACAAGAACCAGAAGGACCCCAAAAUGUCUAACAAAUGGUUUCACAGAGCAUAAGAAGAAACCUUGCUAUGACCUGAAGAAGUACAUGAGACAAUUACCAGCCAUUGCUAGUGUAAAUAUUCCAGUGUGUAAACGCAGUGGCGUCUUCAAACCAUUACAGUGCAGCAGAGAUAAGAAAUAUUGUUGGUGUGUCGAACAGGAUGGCACCGAAAUUAGUGGGACACUUAAGUUUGGCAAGCCAGUGUGUCCUGAGAGAGUAAUGAACAUGACAUACGUUAAAGCAAUGAAGGGUCCUUGCAUACGACAUAAGGAGAAAAGAAAGAAGCUGUAUCAUGUUCUGCGACGUAAUUUGUUUGACCCACGAUGCAAUAAAGAAGGUUUUUAUGAUGUUAAACAAUGUCAUGGAAAAUAUUGUUGGUGCACUGAUACAAAUGGUAAGAUGGUGAGAGGAACAAGAACAAAAGGAGAAGUUAAUUGCAGGAAAGAUUCCAAACCCUUCGUCAAACCAUGUCUUGUAAGCCGUCUAAAAGCAUUGAGAAUAUCAUUAAGUAGGAAACCGUAUGUUCCUCAGUGUGAAUCGGAUGGGAGCUACACACCACUCCAGUGCAAUGCUUAUACAGGUCUUUGCUGGUGUGCAAAUAAACACGGGAAGGUGAUCCCUAGAACCAAAAGUAAACGAACACCAAAUUGCUUUGCUAAUGCCUUUAACACAAUUCAAGAUGGACCAUGUCAUAUUCUGAAGACCUAUAUCUCUAAACUGCCAUCCGACAACAAAGUCAGUGUUCCAAAUUGUGAAAAAAAUGGUUUCUUCCAGCCCGUACAGUGUAGCAAAACUAAUGGUUUUUGUUGGUGUGUAAUGCAAGAUGGAACAGAGGUACAAGGAUCGAUAAGGAUUGGUAAACCAGUUUGUCGGGAGAAACCAUUUCCGGCAGUUCCGCGGCUUCAUGGUCCAUGCGAUGAGCAUUACGCACAUGUAAGCAACAUGCGGUCUGGUGAACGUAAGGACGUGUAUUUACCAGUGUGUGAUAACGAAGGCUAUUAUGCUCCACAUCAGUGCAAUAAUGAUACUACCUGGUGUUGGUGUGUAGAUAAAUAUGGAUCAACAAUUGAAGGAACACGAAUGCAAGGGAAAAUUCCUAUUUGUGACGAAAAUAUUUUAAAGCCAUGUGUUGCUUUCAAAAAGAAAGGAAACAAAGCCAUCAACUCAGAUGUGAAUGCUGUCUAUGAUGCAGUCUGCACUAACGAAGGGCAUUUCGCACCACUUCAGUGUAAUAAGAAUAGCGGUUACUGUUGGUGCGUGGACGAAAUGGGACGUGCAUUGGCGGGAACAACUAUUUAUCAGCGACCAUAUUGUGGGAGAGAGCGAAGAGAAUGUGAGAUUGAAAGGAGAAAACUUCUCUCAGAAGAUCAGCCAGCUAGUGUUCCGCCAUCUUGUGAUUUUCACGGGUAUUAUUCCCGUAUGCAAUGUGAUCCUUCCACCCAAGAGUGUUGGUGUUCAGAUAGAUACGGAAAAGAAACUAAUGGAACAAGAAUAAAUGGAAUAGCUAAUUGCGGCCAUUUACCAAGACCAUGUGACGAACAUCUAUCAUCAGUUCUGAACUAUGACAAUCUAUUUGGCGUCUUUAUUCCUCGGUGUGAUUCUCAAGGAUAUUAUAACAAAAUUCAAUGCCACGAGAAAAGUAACGUUUGUUGGUGUUCAAACAAGCUUGGAGUUGAAAUUCCAGGGACAAAAAGAAGAGGGCAACCAAAUUGCAUUGUUUAAAUAGAAAUUAUAUAGUGAUUUUGUAGCUGUAGUUUGCUGUCUAAAUGAUCUGUCUGACAGGGACUUGAUAUUUGUCAUUUGCAGGGUCUGUCUGCCAGGGAUGUGAUAUUUGCUGGACUGAUAUUUACCAAAAAAGCCAGAACACUCUAUAAAAAGACAAAUCUUCUUGAUUGCUCAAAGAGCUAUUAUUACGCCAGUGCAUUUAUUGUUGUAUAUUCUGAGGAGUGCAUAUAAAAGCAUUAAAAGCUUCGAUAACCACCUUAUUUCGUGAAACAUCACUGAAAAAUAAAAAC